Molecule: messenger RNA, 1989 nt
Organism: Schistosoma spindalis
Lineage: Eukaryota; Metazoa; Platyhelminthes; Trematoda; Strigeidida; Schistosomatidae
Source: the annotation of a GenBank genome assembly
AUUUCUAGUGUGGUUUCAACAUAAAGAUAACUACAGCAUGGAUCGAGGGAGUUAAGCUAGUUGUUAAUAUAGCUUGACUAUAGUAUUCCUCAUUUGAUAUUGAAUGCAACAAACUAAAAGGUCACCAGACUUUUGACUACUUGAUCUGAUUCCUUUCGUAUUUUUCUCCGCCGGAUUAUUACAAUGCUGGCUAAUGAACGAUUGCGUUUCAAGCUUCAUUCUCUCAACUAUCCGGUGUACGACGCUUUCGAUGUUUCAGACUUGGCGAAUGUACGCAAUGUGAUCGUGUGGCUGGAGGAUAGGCUUAUUCGAGCUCUUCCUGCUGAAGCGAGAUUGCGUGACGUACAAUCUUUGGAAUGGACAAGCUAUCUAAAUAAGUACCUUCAGGCAGUAAAGUGCCCUUUUAAUGAAUCGAAUUCUUGGGCUAUGUUGGAUUGGCUUCUUAGCAAAGCACUACUAUUGGAAUACAACUCAUCUAGAAAUACUCAACACAACAAUAUAUCUGAGAACCCUACUCUUUCCACGAACGCUUUUAAUAACAUAGAUGCUAACAGUGAUGAGUUUAAGGAAAAUGUUUUAAAGAUGGCUAAGUUAUUGCAGAUUCCUGUCCAUCCGGAUAUCAAAAUAUUAUUUAAGGCCGUCUGUUUAGUUAUCGAACAAAAACUUGAGGUAAAUAUAUUGACCGAUGCUAUAAAGGAUUAUGGGACAUCUAAAGUGAGUUGUUCUCAAGUAAACUUAUGUAACCUUUCAUCAGCUUUCAGAGUAUUCUUUUAUUCUCUUAUUGGUGACUUAAUUGGAAAAAUUGUUUUGCAUACAGUUCCCGUCUUUUAACAAACUUUAUUACAAUCACUCAUAAUACAAUCCCAUGGGACAAUAUAAGUUUGUUUAUGUGAAAGUCUAUUCUUUGUAAUAUUGAAGUAUUAGGCUAAGUAGGAUGUCCUUUCCUUACGACUUGUAUGUAUGAGGUUUAUACAACUGAUGAGAUUAAGUGGGGAAUUAUUUUCUAUUGGUCAAUCUUCUGUAAAUAGAUACCAGAUGGUGAUAAAGUUGGUGUUAUUAGUUAGGUUCUAUCGGUCAAGAGUCUGGUCUAAUCAGUUAUGUAGUUAGAAUGAUAGAACGGUGAAUUCAAUUUGGAUUUUAAUGUUUAGAAGUAUUUUGGGGGAAUUUUCAGUUUUGUUUCAAGUAUACAACCGUGUAUGGGGUAAUUGGGUAUAUAAUCUCAAUAAAACUCAUGGCACUACAGAAAUGUCGAUAUGCUCAAGCUUGAUGAUGUAUGUCUUGGAUUUAGUGUUAAAGAUCCUCUUGUAAAGGCUGCAGCUAUUGCGUUAAGACUGCUAAAUAUAGAUCGGCUACGAAAAUUACAAAACCAAGCAAACGCUAGCAUAGUGCAUGUUCAAAAAUUGACAGCAGAUCCAAAAACUGACGAAAGACUUGGGAAAGUUGGCUUUUAAUUUUUUUUUUUUAAAUGAAUAAUUUGUUGAAUGAACAGAUUUCUCCAUUAAACAAUAUAUUGUGAUCUGAAAUUAUUACUUUUGAAGUGGACUUAUUUCAGUCUUACGAUAGCUGAAUAUUGUUUAUACAGUUAUUUCAUAAUGUCUCCUUUGUUUUCGUAGAAAAGCCACAAACUCUCAGGUUUGUAUCGUUUUUUUCCUCGAUGCGGAUGUCCGGAAAACUAGUUAUUGUCACUUUUUAAAGAUGAAGCCAACAUUCUUAUCAGAGAAUUGAUUAAAGUAUUCAAUAAAGUAUAGUGGUAAAGCAUCAUACUAGUAGUCUGCCAUUACCUAUAUUUCUAGUCUGCAACUAGACUUUAACCAUCUAGCUGUUAAGCAAUGCAUUAUGUACAUAUCACAAACUAAUAAACUGAAACGGAUUUUGUAUUUUACUUAAACUACUUUUCCAACCGACCUAAACAUAUACACUAAAUGUAGUCGCACCUAACACUAAUAGUGAGUAUCGAAAGCAUAAAAACAACUUUUAUAUCAUAUUUAA